Botrytis deweyae is the source of this 746-nucleotide messenger RNA. RefSeq lists its product as uncharacterized. Lineage: Eukaryota; Fungi; Ascomycota; Leotiomycetes; Helotiales; Sclerotiniaceae. Bases 264 to 611 code for a protein of 115 amino acids. The transcript has 2 exons. The record is from RefSeq and is a predicted model, not a curated record.
AAACUUUGAACCUCACAUUCAAAGAAGCUUGACUGCACAUACACAAUCUUACAUAUUACUGUGCUCAUUUUAUUGGAUGAAGCAUUGAUAGUCAAUUGAUAGUAUACUUAUAUUCUGAGAAACGAAAUCAAUUCCUCGGGUCAGAAUCAACGAAUUCAUCGAAAUAGAGCAUCAUUGAUACUACAUCGAGGCGCACCCAGUCCGUCACACCGGCUGAUCUCUCGAAGAGUUGAAUAUACCAGAGAGGAAGAAAUAGAGUCAAAAUGGUUCAAGGCGCACUUAAAUCGACGAAAAGCGCAUUGGCGGGCGGGAACCGAGCGAAUGGGGCGGGGAAAAAGGCGGCGUUGGGACCGAAGAAGGGACAGAGGGUUAUUAAGGCGAAGAAGGAUGGAUUAAGGAGGAGUGAAGUUUUGAGAAAGAAACAUUCAGCAGGUCUUACAGCCAUGACGGAAAAGACACUCGGUGCGAAAGCAGGUCAUCUGGAAUUGUUGGGAGUAGGAAAGAAGAGUAAGGGAAAGGAUGGGAAGAAUGCUGGAGAGACCAAAGGGAAGGGAAAUGCGGGGACUACAAUCCAUGGAGGCGAGAAGGGAGGAACGAGGAAAUUUGGUUAGAGGGCUGUGGUACUGUGUUGAGGGAAGGACAGGUGAUGAUGAUGAGAAUGAGAACGGAUGAGGAACUUAUUUAAUUGGUAUUGGUCUGGAGUUUGGUUGGCGCUUUUGGAAGGAUUGGCGUAUGAGGGAUAGGGU